UUUGUAUAUAAAUUGAAAAGUUGAAAAGAAUUAGAAACACAAAAAUGUCCACAUUUCGUGUAAAACGCUCAAAAGGUGGUUCCUGUUGCUGUCCAGAAAGUCAGAAUGCGGAUUUCUCGCAAGGAGCUGUUGGAGCUCAAGGACCUGAUCCACAGGAUGUGCCUCGCCAGACUUGCAAUGAUCCUUGCUCACCAGAAAAUUGCAAGAUUUAUGGUGGCCUCGAUGAACCCUAUAACAACAAUACGGGCACUUUCGAUCCCAAAGAAUGUUUGCGUUCACGUCGUGGUAAUGUUGAUAAGUCACUGGGAUUUCCCAUUGGCAUUAUGGCAGGCAGCAAGCCAGUUCAGAGUGGUGUACCCAAUGUGGAGAGCAUACGUUUCGCUGGGAAUUUAAAGGGAUUCGCUCAUAGUUAUUAUACAAGACGCGAUGAAUGGUCACCAGAGACAAUUGACAUGUUGGUUGUGGAGGGACAAGUACUGUUUAGUGAUUCGGAAAAUAUGAAUCCACCCAAUCAUAAUAUUUAUCCCGAAAUCUAUGAUGAGAAUGAACAAAAGGUGACGCGACACUUCAAGCUGAACGAUAUUGAAUUCGCUAUGGAAUUGGAGACCCCCUUUGAAAUAAACGGAUAUCCAAAUAUUAUACGGAAUAUUCGUCGCGUGUUAAAGGAGUUUUUUAAAAAAUCUCAAUAUGGUGUAUUCUGGACACCCGAUUGGUAUCUCCUCAUUUGGAAAGAGAAGGGCAUUUGGAUGGUGCUGGAUCUAAAUGGCCGUGAUAAGGAGACAUUGAAAUCGAAUCAUGAAAGUGGCUAUCCCAUGAUGUUGGCCCUCAAAUCAAUGGACAAUGUCGUCUGGCUGAUUAAGAACGAAAGUAAUUUGGAGAAAACUGAUCCGUUUUCGUUAAGAGAGAUUUUGGUUGUCAGAAUGGUUACACCAGGACCCGAGGGUCAGAGUUAUGAAAGGGAAUUUGGUAUGCGUUUAAGUCAAUUUGAUGUCAUUGCCUCGGACUAUGCAUAUUUGAAAUCGAAUUUACAUCUAACCUUAAAUCCCAAGGAUGCUCUACGCAAUCGUAGUGCCUUGCCUGUGGCUGUGGCCACGGCAUUGGCCACGAAAAUUGAUCAUCCGGCCACAUGGGAUGAGAAAAUGUACGAUAAGGUUAUGUGCUACGGUGUCAAUAUGUGUAAGAACUGUUGGGAGCCAUGCAUUGAUAUUAAUCAACCCAUGGAUUUGGAUACGUUUCCACGACAAAUUCGUAUGGGACAAUUUGUAGCUGAAGUUCUGCUGACCCCGAAUGUCUUUGAGGGAUGGUGGAAAUGUGUGCCAAUGUAUAAAUUCAAUGAUUUUCAUUUAAUGCUGGAGAAGGCGCUGAAUGAGAGUGAUUAUGUCAUCUUUCAGAUCAAUAAUCAAAUGUAUUCACUAUGGAAGAAGGGUGAAUUUAUCUAUCUGAUGGAUCCAUAUCGUCAUCAUAUUGUCGGACGUAUAUUGGAGGAGGGUGAAGAUCCAAAAAGUGCCACAGUUCGAAUGUUUGGCAAUAUCGAUCGUUUGUUGAGCGUCUUUCAUCAGAUAUUGCUAGAAUCGAAUCGUUCGGCCAUUUUUCAUAUACAUACACUGAAGAUACGCAAUAUUACGGAAUGCCCACCGGGUACGGCUCCGGCUCUAUUGCCACCCGACGAAGACAUUGAGGUUCGUUCACUCAACGAGAAUAUACGCUUCGAUGAGAACUAUGACAAGUGUCUGGAGGAAUUGGGUGAGAUAAGUGAUUAUGAAGAGGAUUUGGCUUCCGAAAUUGAGCCCAUCGAGGAGGUUAGCUCAUCCGAAGAGAUGGUCGAAGAGGAAGAAGGUGGCGAAGCAGGACCAGCUGAGGGCGGCGAUGAAGAAGAUGAGGAAGAUUAAAUCCCCACACGAAAUGAUGAUUUUUUUUUGAAUUUUUGGAUUUUUAGUGUAACAAAAUUAAAGGGCGUGUAGUGUUGUGUAUUUACGUAUUCUUAAAUCCUACAAAAUAUUAACACGAAUAAGCAUUGUUGUUUCUCCUGAA
Drosophila willistoni is the source of this 2031-nucleotide messenger RNA. RefSeq lists its product as uncharacterized. NCBI's taxonomy places the organism in Eukaryota, Metazoa, Arthropoda, Insecta, Diptera, Drosophilidae. Bases 45 to 1889 code for a protein of 614 amino acids. The record is from RefSeq and is a predicted model, not a curated record. The transcript has 2 exons.